Messenger RNA from Plenodomus lingam JN3, 1194 nucleotides. RefSeq lists its product as uncharacterized. The record is from RefSeq and is a predicted model, not a curated record. Gene Ontology annotation, molecular function: protein binding. NCBI's taxonomy places the organism in Eukaryota, Fungi, Ascomycota, Dothideomycetes, Pleosporales, Leptosphaeriaceae.
AUGUCACUAAACCACACUUCCAUCGAGCAAGAUGGCCUAAUUGUUGGGCUUCAGCAGCUCCUCAUCGGCGAAGAAAGGGACAAAAGCCCAGGCACAACGCUUGCGACUAAUUCAGAAAGCUCUUGGUUCUGGGCCGAUUUCGUAAGCCCCUGUGGAAGUCUGCAUAUGUUGGAUUUGGCUCCAUACACGCAUCGGACAGACUCGAAUGGCAACACUCUUCUCAUCGCGGCUGCAUCUUUUGGCAACGAUUCUUGGACUGAACAAUUGAUCAGACAAGGCGCGAAUGUCAAUGCGAGAAACUUAUUGGGUAGAACGGCCCUCAUGGAAGCUUCACUAUGGGGAAGAUUGAGUAUUGUGCAGAUACUGCUGGCCAGCUGGGCAGACGCAGACCUCAGAGACGAAGAAGGAAAUGGAGCGUUCAACCUUGCGAAGCCGGUUGAGCUGAACAGCUAUGAGAGAUAUGAGCGUAGCGAGAAAGAACGUAUCAUCGAGCGUCCGUGGCUAGACGAGAAACAUCGCCUAAAGAUUCUUGAGCUGAUGAGUCCAAGAGAAGGAAUCAUUGUCGCGAACAAGGCCGCAGAAGCCCGGAUCAACUACGCAUUUUUCGAUCAAUCUCUAGAUGGUAAAUACACCAAUCUUGUCCUGAAGUACUUCCCCACAAGGCCCGAUCCAUCGAGGCGCCCCAAGACGGUAGCACGAAUUGUAGACGGCUCAGUAGCCAUUGAUGCGAUGAGUGGUUGGGUCCACGAUGAUCAAUAUACGAUCCCAGGAAGCUCAACAUGGGAAGUGCUUAAGUUCGCAAAGGAUAUCAUGGUCGAGUUCCCACCGCAUGAAAACGACAAGUACGAUUUCCAAGGAGGAGACGACCAGAACUACCAAACUCAGCAACCAGUGCAAGGAAGCUAUUAUGCUAGCCACGCAGAGCCCCAGGUCGUUGUGCACUAUCUGAAAGUAAAGCGAAUAUGUCUAGAUGUGGAAGCCGUCUCUACCGGUGUAGCAUCUUUGGCCAUUCGGGACGUCCAGAUUAUCGUGAGCAACAGAAUAUGCCCAAUCUGUAUGGACUUUAUGGGCCAUGUCAACAGUAUCACUCGGAAGUCUGCCAACUUUCAAUUCGUGGCAUGGGAAAGAUAUGUCGAAGAUAAUGGCAAGCUAGUAGCCCGCAAGAUAGAGCUGGUGAUGCCGGGGUCUGUUUGA